CCCAACAAGAUUAAGCGCCCACCCCCUCCCGGCAUUCAGACGAAUGGCGCAUCCUCUUCGCGGUCAUCACCCUCAAAAUCUCCAUCCAUGUCGGCGAAGCGACCGCCUACCGCCGGGGGAAAACCGCAACUGACUCCGACCUCUGCCUCUGUGAACGGCGUCAACGGCGCGGCCAGCCGGCAAAGCAUCAGUCGAUCGAGACGCGAGACGUCCACUCAGGCGAUAGGUCGCAAUGGAAGGAACAACGGCCUGCGGUCGGCAAGCAUGGCAUUUGACAUGUCUUUGCCCCAAGCCUUUGAGCCGCGGCCGGAGGUCAUAACCGACUCGUAUAUUCUCAAGAAAUAUGCCGGCAAUCCGCCAUCACUGAUCAUACACCUCUACCCUAAUCAUUUUCGCUUCGACAAACAAGACGGCAUAUUCCCGUACAAAUCACCGAUGCGCAUAUUUCUCGACCAUGUCCGGAGUCGCACUAUUCCGCAUGAUCUUCUGGUUUAUCUGAACGAUUGGGGUAUAGUCUUCUACGAUGGUCGCUUGAUUGUUCAGAUCCACGACCACAAGUCGGCGGCUCAAGCCAAGGAUGUUGCGAGACCGACAUCUGCAUCCAGCAAAACUACUCCUUUCUCUAUACAUAACUAUAACCCCUAUAUUACACCCUCGCCCUACGUUCCAUAUCCUAAGGAGAAUUUGAAUGGGGGAGAUGGUGGCAAACCCGCCGAGAGCAAAUCCUCGGGCAACAACGAGUCGCACGAUCAGGAGAACAUGCCUGCACCCGCGGUAUCAGAAGGCCAGAAGUCGAAAGACCCUCCACAGGUCAAGAUUUUCACCGUCGUUCUCCAUCCCACACCACAGAGCCUGCGGAUGGACCUGAUGAUCAAGGCUACGACCCCAGUGGGUUCUGCGGAUGCAAAAGCUGGGGAUGGGUCCAGUAUGAUCCCGCCCCAGACUCCAAUGUCGGCAGUCCCACCGACACCCACCGCGACGAGUAUGCCGCCGCCAGCCGCCAAGAAGCUAAAACGUGAAAAAACGGAAUUGGCGGCGUGUACCUUAUACGCUGCGGAGGGUCAGAUUCUUCUCGCAACCGCAGAUCCUCUAUAUUUAGAGCCGACCAAAAACGUUGAGGAGACUAUCGCACUCCUGGAACAUAUGACUGACGCCAGGCACUCGGAACCGCCACCCAAGCCGAAGACUAGGAAGCGCACGGUAGCAGAACGCGCCGCCGACGAAGCAAUAGCAGCAGAACAUGAGAAGUACAUGCUUACUUGGGAUGAUCGAUUGUCCUCAAAUGCUGGCGGGGCACAGGGCAGUGCAGACGGUGCUGAAGGCAACGGGCAAUCGGGUGGUGCGGCGUUCGAACCGCGCUUCGAGCGUCUGAACGUGAUACAAGACCUACAACGUGAGCAUCUUGCAAAGAAGGAGCAGGAAAAGGCAAGACAGGCCGAGCAGGAGCGCAAACUGCAACAGCAAAGACUUCAACAGCAGCAAGAGCAAGCUCAACUGCUACAACAACGUCAACAAGAAGAAAGACAGCAGGAGGCCGCUCGACGGCGUGCCAUGCAGCAGCAACAACAACAGGCUGCUCAACAGGCCCAGGCCCAGGCCGCCCAGGCCGCUCAAGCUCAAGCAGCCGCAGCACAAUCUCCGCCCAACAUGCAGCACACGAUGUCGCAAGCAUCUCAUGGUCAUCCUACGCCUGUGCCUAUGUCCAGCGCACAUGCAGUCCAGGCAGCCCAACGCUUCUCCCAAGCUGGUGUUUCCUCGCCCGUGGUUCGGCAAAACACACCGCAAAACAUGUCAUCGCCUAUGGUUGGUCAUGUUCCCAUGCAGCAGACCAACAGUGGUAUGGGAGGCAGCCCACAACGACCCUCAUCUGUGGUACAAAACCAUCAGCCAAUGUCCGCACCGAUGGCUGUUAGCAUGUCAGCUAGAGGCAGUCAACAGAGUCACGCUGCCGGUACACCGCGGAUGCCCAGCGCAACUCCACAGAUGCCUCACGGCACGCCUCCACAGAUGAUGAACGCGCAGCAACGGAAUAUGCAACUGAUUAACCAAAAGACUCAGCAGCUCUACCAGCAGAACGUCGGCAAGUGGGCGGCGCAGUUUGGUGGUAUACAGAACGUUCCCCCCGAGGCACACGACAACUUCAAGCGGCAAUGCCGUACUAAGGCCCAGGAGUGGAUGCAGCAGCAGUUGGCUAUGAGGAAUCAGCAGGCCCAAAUGGCGAUGAUGCAACAACAGCAGCAACACCAGCAGCAGCAAGGCAUGAAUGGGAUGAACGGUAUGCAUAUGGGCAUGUAA
Pseudomassariella vexata is the source of this 2295-nucleotide messenger RNA. RefSeq names its product Spt20 family-domain-containing protein. Gene Ontology annotation, biological process: regulation of transcription by RNA polymerase II. The record is from RefSeq and is a predicted model, not a curated record. NCBI's taxonomy places the organism in Eukaryota, Fungi, Ascomycota, Sordariomycetes, Amphisphaeriales, Pseudomassariaceae. The transcript has 3 exons. Gene Ontology annotation, molecular function: transcription coregulator activity. The annotation marks the transcript as partial. Gene Ontology annotation, cellular component: SAGA complex.